Messenger RNA from Apaloderma vittatum (bar-tailed trogon), 2177 nucleotides. RefSeq names its product family with sequence similarity 171, member A1 (gene FAM171A1). NCBI's taxonomy places the organism in Eukaryota, Metazoa, Chordata, Aves, Trogoniformes, Trogonidae. The annotation marks the transcript as partial. The transcript has 4 exons. Gene Ontology annotation, biological process: stress fiber assembly; regulation of cell shape. The record is from RefSeq and is a predicted model, not a curated record. Gene Ontology annotation, cellular component: plasma membrane.
GAAACAGCACCAGGUAUGACCUCACCCCUGUCACUGCUGUCAGCGUUCAUCUCCUCAACAGCGAUGGGACCCCAAUCCCUGUGAAUGGCCCCAUCUAUGUAACAGUGCCUCUGCCCACAAACAGCAACUUGAAGCACAAUGCACACGUUCCAGCGUGGAGGUUUGACCAAAAAUUUGGGACAUGGCUGAAGAGUAGUUUGGGCAUUGUACAACAAGAGGGAAGUCAGCUGACUUGGACUUACAUUGCACCUCAGCUGGGCUACUGGGUUGCAGCUAUGUCACCUACUAUCCCAGGUCCCGUCGUAACACACGACAUUACCAGCUAUCACACAAUGUUUCUUUUGGCAAUUUUAGGAGGGAUGGCUCUCAUACUUCUAGUCUUGCUGUGUCUGCUUUUGUAUUAUUGCAGAAGGAAAUGCUUAAGACCACGUCAGCAUCAUAAGAAACUGCAACUUCCGACAGCACUGGACACUUCUAAGAAGGAUCAAGCAACCUCAAUGUCCCAUAUAAAUUUAAUAUUUUCACGUCGCGAGUCAGAAUUUCCUGGCGGGUUGUCCGUUGCUAGCAAUGGACACCCUGAAAACUCAGGUGCAAAGGAAUUAAUCAGUGCUGUCCACAUGGAGAUGGUAUCACCCAGUGGAGAAGCAGAUAUGCAUACACCUAUGCUCAAACACUCAUUCAGUACUUCCCAGGAGUUUAGCUCUCGAGAGGAACUGCUCUCUGACAAGGAGAAAGACAAGAGCAGAAUUUCCUUGGGUGACCUGACUCCCAGCAGGUCUCUAAGAAAAGAUUACCAUAAAUCAGCAGAUAGUUUUCCUUUAAAAACAAGAAAAUCUACAGAAACAGCUGAAGGCUAUGAGUCCCCUAUCAAAGAUGAAUAUAGGAGAAGUUAUAAUGCUAUGCUGUCUCAGCCUUUAUUUGAAAAGCAAGAGAGAGAAAGUCAAGUAUCCAUGAACCAUAUUGCUACUGGAAGUAAAUACAAUAUUCAGGAACAAAUAUACCCCACACCUUCAGCCCCUGAAAAAGAGCUGCUUGACUGCAGACCUAGUGAUUGUAUGAUGUCUCGUUCAGUUGAUCACCUUGAAAGACCUACAUCUUUCCCUCGACCAGGUCAGUUGAUCUGCUGCAAUUCUGUUGACCAAGUCAAUGACAGUGUUUACAGAAAAGUUCUGCCUGCGUUGGUCAUCCCGGGUCAUUACAUGAAAUUGCCAGGAGAACACCCUUUUGUUAGCCAGCCCCUGGUUGUCCCGGCUGACCAGCAGAUUGAUAUAGAAAGACUUCAGGCUGAGCUUCCUAAUCCUCACGCGCGGCUUUUUCCACACCCUCCACAACAGCUGCAACCCCAACAGUUGGCGUCCCAAGCAAUAUCUCAGCAACAUUUGCAAGAUGCAGGUGCAGCUGAGUGGAGUCAACAAAACGCUUCCAUGUCUGAAUCUAUUUCCAUUCCUGCCUCACUGAACGAUGCCUCCCUGGCUCAAAUGAACAGCGAAGUGCAGCUUCUUACAGAAAAGGCUUUGAUGGAACUAGGAGGUGGAAAGCCGUUGCCUCACCCUCGAGCGUGGUUUGUUUCUCUAGAUGGGCGUUCAAAUGCUCAUGUUAGACAUUCAUACAUCGAUCUCCAAAGAGCUGGUAGGAAUGGGAGUAACGACGCCAGUUUGGACUCUGGUGUUGACAUGAAUGAACCAAAAUCGGCCCGAAAGGGAAGAGGAGAUCAUCUGUCUGUGCCGCAGAGUCACCCACCCAUGCAAGAACACCAGCAGAGAGAGCGGAAGGUUUCCGAUAGCACAGCUUACACGCAGCUUGUGUACUUGGAUGAUAUGGACCAAAGUGGCAGCGAGUGUGGAACAGCAGUUUGUAGCCCUGAGGACAAUGCUCUACGCUGCCUGCUAGAAGGCACUAGUAAGAGAAGUGGCGUGCAGCUGCCCAGCCUGCAGGAGGAAACGAGAACUGUGGAUAUGAAACCAGAGCCAUUAACUAGUCCUGAACACGGAACAUCAGUUCAAGAUGAUGAGGAGGAUGAGGAAGAUGACCAAGGUGAAGAUAAGAAGAGUCCUUGGCAGAAACGAGAGGAAAGACCACUAAUGACUUUCAAUCUAAAGUGAGCUAUUGUGAAAAUCCACCAUUCAGUGGAGUAUAAAAUUGCCAAAUAUUCUUUCUGUGGAAGUGCUUGAUUUUUU